GCGGCGCUCGGCUUCCCCGGGGAAACGUGCGGCUUGUCCGAGGCCAAGGAGAGGCUGCGGAGGCCGACGCGCGCUCCUCGGCGCCCCGCGCUCCCUCCGGCGUGGAGCUUCCCCGGAGGAGGCGGCUUUAUAACCUGCCGGGAUGUCGACCUACAAGCGGGCGACGCUGGACGACGAGGACCCCUUGGAGGGCGACGGCGACGGCUACCCCAACGGCUUCCAGGUGAACUUCCGCGGCCCGCGGAGCGGCCUGGGCUGCUGGGCCGAGCGCACGCGCACGGAGAAGCAGCUCGCGGCGCUGGUGGCCGCGCUGGCCGCCCUGCUGGCCGGCUGCCUGCUGGGCCUCGUCCUGCAGUACCGGGCCCGGCCGCCGGCCGUGUGCCUCUCGGAGGCCUGCGUCUCCGUCACCUCCGCCAUCCUGGGCUCGCUGGACCGCGCCGUGGACCCCUGCGAGGACUUCUUCGGCUACGCCUGCGGCGGCUGGAUCAAGGCCAACCCGCUCCCCGACGGCCACUCGCGCUGGGGCACCUUCAACAACCUCUGGGAGCACAACCAGGCCGUCAUGAAGCAUCUGCUGGAAAACGCCACGGCCAACGUGUCGAGCGAAGCGGAGCGCAAGGCGCAGCGCUACUACCGGGCCUGCAUGAACGAGAGCAAGAUCGAGGAGCUGCGCGCCGCCCCGCUCGUGGAGCUCAUCCGGAAGCUGGGCGGCUGGAACGUCACGGGCCCCUGGGCCGGGGGCGACUUCAAUGCCACGCUGCGGGAGGUGACGGCCCACUACCGCACCUCGCCCUUCUUCUCCGUCUACGUCAGCGCCGACUCCAAGAACUCCAACAGCAACGUCAUCCAGGUCGACCAGUCGGGCUUGGGCCUCCCGUCCCGCGACUACUACCUGAACAAGACGGAGAACGAGAAGGUGCUCGCCGGGUACCUCGACUACAUGGUGGAGCUGGGCACCUUCCUGGGCGGCACCGACGAGGCGGCCACGCGGCAGCAGAUGCAGCAGAUCCUGGACUUCGAGACGGCGCUGGCCAACAUCACCAUCCCGCAGGAGAAGCACCGCGACGAGGAGGUCAUCUACCACAAAAUAACGGCUGGAGACCUCAAGGCGCUGGCACCGGCCGUGGACUGGCUGCCGUUCCUGUCCACCGUCUUCUACCCCGUGGAGCUCAACGAGUCGGAGCCCGUGGUGGUCUACGCCAAGGAGUACCUGGAGCAGGUCUCCGACCUCAUCCUCGCCACGGACAAAUGCCUCCUCAACAACUACAUGAUCUGGAACCUGGUGCGGAAAACCAGCCCCUUCCUCGACCAGCGCUUCCAGGACGCCGAGGAGAAGUUCAUGGAGGUGAUGUACGGGACGAAGAAGACCUGCCUCCCGCGCUGGAAGUUUUGCAUCAGCGACACAGACAACAACCUGGGCUUCGCCCUGGGGGCCAUGUUCGUCAAGGCCACCUUCGCCGAGGACAGCAAGCAAGUGGCAGAGGAGAUGAUCGCCGAGAUCAAAACGGCCUUCGAGGAGAGCCUGGAGACGCUGCGGUGGAUGGACGAGGAGACGAGGAGAUCCGCCAAGGAGAAGGCAGAUGCCAUCUACAACAUGAUCGGCUACCCCAAGUUCAUCAUGGACCCCAAGGAGCUGGAUAAAGUGUUCAACGACUACGAGGCCGUGCCCGACCUCUACUUCGAGAACGUCAUGCAGUUUUACAACUUCUCGGCCAGGGUCACCGCCGACCAGCUCCGGAAACCGCCCAACCGGGACCAGUGGAGCAUGACACCGCCGACGGUCAACGCGUACUACUCGCCCACCAAGAACGAGAUCGUCUUCCCCGCCGGGAUCCUCCAGGCCCCGUUUUACACCCGCGCCUCUCCCAAGUCGCUGAACUUCGGUGGCAUCGGCGUGGUGGUGGGCCACGAGCUGACGCACGCCUUCGAUGACCAAGGCCGGGAGUACGACAAGGACGGCAACCUGCGGCCGUGGUGGAAAAACUCCUCGGUGGAGGCCUUCAAGCGGCAGACGGCGUGCAUGGUGGAGCAGUACAGCAACUACAGCGUCAACGGCGAGGCCAUCAACGGCAAGCACACGUUGGGCGAGAACAUCGCCGACAACGGGGGCCUCAAGGCCGCCUACCGGGCCUACCAAAACUGGCUGAGAAGGAACGGCGAGGAGGAAACACUCCCCACCCUCGGCCUCACCAACUACCAGCUCUUCUUUGUGGGCUUCGCGCAGGUGUGGUGCUCGGUGCGCACGCCGGAGAGCUCGCACGAGGGGCUCAUCACCGACCCGCACAGCCCCUCGCGCUUCCGCGUCAUCGGCACCGUCUCCAACUCGCGCGAGUUCGCCGAGCACUUCGGCUGCCCGCCCGGCUCCCCCAUGAACCCCCCCAAGAAGUGCGAGGUCUGGUGACGGGCGCCCGCCCCGGGGCACCGGCCCCCGCCGCGUCCCCCGGUCCUUCCCCGAGGCUCAAACCACUUCUCCGUGCACCGAACUGCCCAGUGCUCAGCCGGCGCGGCGCCCGCUGGCGCCCGACGUUCGACCCACUGUGAAAACGCCUUCCCCUCGCUCGCUCCUGGAAUGACUUUGGGUUGGAUUUGGGUUUUUUUUUUUUGUUUUUGUUUGUUUUUCCCCACCUUGACCAGGCUGCGUGUCGAGACACGCGUGCCCGCAGGCGCCAGCCCGUGUUUGCCCGCGUCCCACGCGCCGCCCCGGCGAAGGCAACGAGGGUGGAAAGCACUUCGCGAUAUAUUUGGGUGGGGGGAAGUAUUUUUCUAGCGUUGUGGAAUACACUGGAAGAUUUCAGGGAAAACGCGUUUUAAAGCUUUUUUUUUUUUUUUUUUUUUUUUUUUUUAAACAAAGGAUUAGUAUAUUUAUUACUUUAUUUUAUUAUUUUUUUGGAACCGGCGCAGCCGUAGGUGCAGCCGCCUGGGGCUCCCAGGGCCACGGAUGCAGCCGGCCGGCCCUGGAGCCCCGUUUUUUCCCGGAGGACCAUCCUGGGAAGCCGCUGAUGGGGGAAAGCGGGGCCUUGGGGACAGGAGGGAGAGAGCCCGCCGGGUCGGAGACAGCUUUAAUUUCCGAGUGCAAAGGGAAAAAGUUGAUGUGCCAAAGAUGCAAGCGGGUGGCGACGGCGCGGCCGGAGCGCCCGGCUCUCCCUCCGGCUCCGGCUGCGGACCUGCGUUGCUUCCCCGGCGGGCUCCUUUCUUUUUUAAUUCUCUUUGCAAAACCCCCUUCCUGCAAAAAGGGACGCGUGGCCUGCCGCAGCCCGGGCCGCUGACUUCGUGCCCGCUGAGCCGCGGGAGGUGCGGAUCGGCCCGCGGUCCUCGCGGACGGGUCCUGCUGCUUCGCUCGCCGCCGCCCGGGAACUGCAAGCCCCGACGUCGGGGCCAGGGGCUUCCUGUGGGCUUUCUAAUACUCUUCCUGCGGUUUUUGGAAGGAAACCACUGACGGUAGCUCAGGUGCCCGCGUGUUGUCUCGCGGGGCACUUUCUUGCUCUAGGCGGAAAGCAAAGAUGUAGAGGGAUUUUUAAUAUUUAUAUGUAAAAGGAGGGAUGGGGGGGGAUUUUUUUUGUAACUGUUUUUUCAUCUUUCAGUGUGGGGCUUAUUGUAAUUGAAAUAAAUACUUUCUACUGGG
Molecule: messenger RNA, 3622 nt
Organism: Dromaius novaehollandiae (emu)
Lineage: Eukaryota; Metazoa; Chordata; Aves; Casuariiformes; Dromaiidae
Gene: ECE1
Product: endothelin converting enzyme 1
Exons: 19
Coding region: 143-2401 (752 amino acids)
Biological process (GO): peptide hormone processing
Cellular component (GO): plasma membrane
Molecular function (GO): metalloendopeptidase activity
Source: RefSeq, a predicted model, not a curated record